CAAAAUGACCUGGAAAACGUCUUAAAAAUAUAUUUAAAACGUCAACUCGUAGUUCAGUUGUUGAUUAUAUAUUUGAAUUCUCAGCUCUGCACCAGGAUUUAAGUGUAAUAUUGAACGUAAUCAAUACUAUCUCGUGACCUUUAUUUAUAACUGUGAUCAUGUGAUUAGAUUGUAUAAACAAAACUUGCAUUUAUUUGUGUAUCACAUUGGUUAACAGACAAAUAAGGGGGGAUGGAGUCUUUACGGUACUUCUGCUGUUUUAUUUUGGUUUUUACCACAGUAUAUGCUUUGAAGUAUAAAGAAUACAAACAUUUUUUGGAAGAACAAUCCAGAAACCAAACAUUUAUGAAACUUUUCGAUCAGCAUAUUAAAAAAUUCCACAGAGCAAAAUCAAAGAGUGUCCAGUUUCCAUGUGAAGGAUUUAGAUUAAACAAGAACGCAACAAACGUUCAUGAAUUGACACCAGCUGACAUUAACGUGGUUGCUGCCAUUGGUGACUCAAUUACAGCUGGAACUGGAAUUACAGCAAAAACACCUAUUGGACUACUGAGGCAAGACAGGGGACUUUCCUGGAGUGUUGGUGGCGAUGGCAGUGUUGAUGAACAUAUAACACUAGCAAAUAUGCUGAAACGAUAUAAUCCAAAUUUGGUAGGAUUUUCUGUCGGAAGUGGUGAUUUUGAAAGUGAAAAUGCUCAUUUAAACGUGGCAGAUCCAGGAAAUGAGGCCAGAAACAUGCCAUUCCAAGCAAGAUUGUUGGUAGAUCGAAUGAAAUCUGGCAAAGAAGGAGUUGACUUCGUGAAUGACUGGAAAGUUAUUACAAUGUUCAUUGGUGGGAAUGAUCUGUGUGACUAUUGUGGUGACAGGCCAGAAUAUACAGUACAAAAAUAUAUUGGAUUUAUCACAGAGGCAUUGGAUAUCUUCCACAAAGAAGUCCCAAAAGCUUUUGUUAAUGUGGUGGAGGUUUUAGAUAUUGGCAAUGUACCAUUACUAAACGAAAACUUGGUUUGUGAUACACUUCACUACUUUACAUGUAGAUGUGGUGCCUUUCCUGGAGAUAAUAAGGAUGAACUAAAAGCUCUGGUUAUUCAAUACCAGAAUGGUUUGGAGGAUUUAGUACACUCUGGACGUUAUGAUACCAGAGAUGAUUUCACUGUUGUCAAUCAACCAUUCCUUUCUGAAACAAAAAUACCAGUCAACGAUGAUAAUUCUACUGAUUUGGAUUAUUUUGCACCGGAUUGUUUUCACUUCAGCGAGCUUGGACAAGAAGUUGCAGCUAGUGCACUUUGGGAUAACAUGAUUGAACCAGUAGGACAAAAAAGAACAUACUGGAGACCAGGAGAACCAACAGAAUGUCCUGAUACUGAAGAACCAUAUUUCUAUACAAAGAAAAAUAGUCAACGUCAACGAGUACAAGGCUUUGGUUCUUACCGUCAACAGACCAGACAAGAAAACAGACAGCCAGACGAAAACAAUAAAACUCAUCAAAUUAGUAGCACGUCUGUUUCAGGGAUUGUCAUAGGUGCUGUGUGCAUUAUAAUUGUAGUUUCACUUUCAGUUUACUACCUCAAACAAAGACGAAAACACAAUAGUGUAGAGAGAUACCAACUGCUGCAAGGGUUAUCUCCUAAUUACACUGAAAUAUAAACAUUUUGAUUAGUCUGGUGCUUUUCAUAACUAGAAAUGAAACAGCGUAAAGGUAGUGAUAUUUGAAUUUAAUUUUUCUCAUUAAAGGAUUAUUGAAAUUAUCCAAUUAUUGUAGACCUUCAAGAAAAGUUGAAAGUAUUCUAUUUCAAGCACAUUUCAUAGGAAAAUAUAUUUGGCAUAACAUUUAUUUUAAAUAAUUUAUUCUUUUUCUGUUACCAAUAUUUAACAUUUUACUUUUUAAAUAUCUUGUAAAACUAAAUAUUUACUUAAUUUAAUGUAAGUGCUAGUGAUCCAGUCUUCUUACAAUUGAAAUAUGAUUUCACACAUCUCCAGUAAGCAAUAUUUAGAAAUUCACUGAAAAUAUAUUUAGUUAAAGAGUGCAAUGCAUCUUCAAGAAAAGACUUUUUUUUUAUAUUUCGAAUGAUUCCAUUUGUUUCAGUUAUUUACUCAAGACAUUUUUCUUUGAUUCAUUUAUUUUGGUUUAAAAACACUUAGUUUUGUUGAAAAAUAGCAAUAACCAAUAUCCUUUAAUUUGGAUAUUAGAAGUAUAUUUGAGAUACAGCACGUUUUGCAUAUCAAUGGUUCUUAAAAGAAAGGUUGUCUUAGGUAGUGUGAACAUAUAUUUAUGCAUGCCAGUAAUUGUUAAUAUUAUAAAGCUAUUGUUAUUUAGUCAUAAUCAAGACCCAUGAGAUUAUUGUUAUUAAAGUAAUUUAUUGUUUGCAUAUAAUUUGUACUUUUGUACUUUUGUAUGUACAAUGUUCAAUUAAAUAAAAUUUUACACAAUA
Messenger RNA from Mytilus californianus (California mussel), 2429 nucleotides. RefSeq names its product phospholipase B1, membrane-associated-like. Gene Ontology annotation, biological process: phospholipid metabolic process. The transcript is spliced from 13 exons. The coding region runs from base 232 to 1644 and encodes 470 amino acids. Gene Ontology annotation, molecular function: glycerophospholipase activity. NCBI's taxonomy places the organism in Eukaryota, Metazoa, Mollusca, Bivalvia, Mytilida, Mytilidae. The record is from RefSeq and is a predicted model, not a curated record.